Notolabrus celidotus (New Zealand spotty) is the source of this 904-nucleotide messenger RNA. RefSeq names its product GINS complex subunit 1 (Psf1 homolog) (gene gins1). The transcript is spliced from 7 exons. The coding region runs from base 173 to 763 and encodes 196 amino acids. Gene Ontology annotation, cellular component: GINS complex. Lineage: Eukaryota; Metazoa; Chordata; Actinopteri; Labriformes; Labridae. Gene Ontology annotation, biological process: DNA strand elongation involved in mitotic DNA replication; DNA replication. The record is from RefSeq and is a predicted model, not a curated record.
UGCGCCGUUGCCGUCCUCAUGUCACGUGGUCACAACACUGAGAUUUUGCCGCGAAACUGCUCCACGGCUGACAAAGACGGAUGUGGUUCCUACUUUAGAUUGAAGGUUAUUACUUUGAGUGUUUCUGCAGUGUGUGUGUGUGUGUUUGUGUGUUGGUGUGUGUGCUGUCAAGAUGUUUUGUGAGAAAUCCAUCGAGUUAAUCAGAGAGCUUCACCGGAUGAGUGACGGUCAGCUACCUGCCUUUAACGAGGAUGGACUGCGGCAGGUUCUGCAGGAGAUGGAGGCCCUGUAUGAGCAGAACCAGACUGAUGUUAAUGAAGCGAAGGCGGAAGGUCGAGCUGAUUUGAUUCCCUCCAUCAAACUGCGUCACUGCUGCCUGCUGAGGAACCAACGCUGCAUCACAGCCUACCUGUACGACCGCCUGCUGAGGAUCCGAGCUCUGCGGUGGGAGUACGGCAGCGUUCUGCCGCCAAACGUUCGAUUCCACAUGUGUGCAGAGGAGGUGCAGUGGUUCGGGCAGUAUAAGAAGUCUCUGGCCUCCUUCAUGCGGUCUCUGGGAGGGGGUGAGGGUCUGGACAUCACUCAGGACAUGAAGCCUCCAAAGAGUCUCUACAUCGAGGUGAGGUGUUUAAAGGACCACGGAGAGUUUGAGAUCGAUGAUGGGACGGUGAUCCUGCUGAAGAAGAACAGUCAGCACUUCCUGCCGCGGUGGAAAUGUGAGCAGCUGAUUCGUCAGGGCGUCUUGGAGCACGUCAUGUCAUGAUGUCACAGCGUCUGAAGACACAGCAGAACUACACCGAGAAUAAAUGUCUGAUUCUUACUGCCUGGAAGCUUUAAAAUCCUGCUUCCUGUUGUCCCCUGAACACAACAUGUCCAAAAUAAAAGGUCUCUCUUUCUAAGAGUU